Messenger RNA from Magallana angulata, 2165 nucleotides. Its product is annotated as U6 snRNA-associated Sm-like protein LSm7. Gene Ontology annotation, biological process: mRNA splicing, via spliceosome; nuclear-transcribed mRNA catabolic process. NCBI's taxonomy places the organism in Eukaryota, Metazoa, Mollusca, Bivalvia, Ostreida, Ostreidae. The transcript has 4 exons. The record is from RefSeq and is a predicted model, not a curated record. Gene Ontology annotation, molecular function: RNA binding. Gene Ontology annotation, cellular component: U6 snRNP; spliceosomal tri-snRNP complex; U2-type prespliceosome. Bases 65 to 406 code for a protein of 113 amino acids.
CUUUUUCCGGUUUGAGUGAACGCUCCCGGCACGUUUUUGAUUCUGAAAAAUACCACAAAAAAGCAUGUCACAGGCUCCAAAGCAAACUCAGCAAGGAGGAGACAAAGAUAAGGAAAAGAAGAAGAAGGAAACGAUUUUAGACCUUGCGAAAUACCUCGACAAGACGAUCAGAGUGAAGUUUAGUGGUGGAAGAGAAGCUGCUGGUGUGUUAAAGGGUUAUGACCCUUUGUUGAAUCUGGUACUGGAUGACACAACAGAAUACCUCAGGGAUCCAGACGAUCCAUACAAACUGACUGAGGACACAAGAACUCUGGGAUUGGUUGUAUGUAGAGGAACCUCUGUAGUUCUUAUCUGUCCAGCCGACGGAAUGGAAGCCAUUGCCAACCCUUUCGUUCAACAAGAGUGAUGGGAAAGUGAAAGUAAAAGGAGUUCAAGGACAAGUUGUUUUCAGUUUUGUACAAUCUUGGCAGCAAACGUUGAGAUGAUGACAUCGUGAAAAAUUACUUUGAAGUGUUAAUAUUGUCAUCAAACACUUGUCAUAAAGUUAACUUUUCUUUCAUUCUAUGCUGUUGGGAGACAUACAUGUACAGUAAGAAAAAGGUUAUUUUGUCAGGUUAUUUUUUUUUUCAUUUUUUCAAGACACAGCAUAAAAGAGUAAAAGGUUUUCAGAUCACACAGUGAUAAAAUCGGUUUCUAUAUGAAGGCCAAAUACACGCGCCCAAAUUAUUCACUAUUUUUUUUUUUGUCCAUCAAUGUAACACUUUACAUUAUGACUGUGUAAUUUGUAUGAAUUUAGUUGGUGCGCAUUGUCUCUUCUUAUCUAUACUCAUUGUUUUCACAGUGCUUUACGUAUGUUGAAAAAAGUACAGGCAAAAGAUAAUUCUCACAAAAUCAACAAACAGAUAGUACUAAUGUUACAUUGAUGUUACAUAUAUGUCAUCUUUUCUUGGUUUCCACACCCGUCAAGUUGGGACUAUUUGAUUUUGAGGUGGUAUGGGACAUUUGUCAAUAUUAAUGUUAAUUAAAGUACAUUAUUAUUUAAGUACUUUCUCCGGUUUAGAAUUUUCAAAUUUUACAAUAUUGCACUAAACAAAAUGUUUUAAGAUUUUUUGAAAAGGUUAAAAAUUUUAAAAUGCCCAGGGGGAAUCGAACUCAUGACUUUCAGAUUCGUAGUGAAACCUCUAACCCACUGUGCUUAUCUGUUAGGUGACAAUUAUGGGAAAAGAAACUAUUUGUAAAAUUACACAUGGUUUUGUUGUUUAUUUUCGAUGAAUAGUACGUCACAACGUGAAAGUGUCCCAUACCACCUUAAUAACUUGGUACAUGUACUAUGAAGGUUUCUAAUUUGAAGGGAAAUAUAUAUUUAUUAAAAUUAUUUUAGCAAUGGGUCAUUUUGGUCAUUAUAUGGCACAAUAGAUUUGAUGGCACACGAGACAACAUUUAGCAGCUGAUCAAUUAACAAAAAAGUUAAAAUGUCUGCUUGUUAACAGGAAAGACCUUGUUUUCUUGCAACCAACUAUUGUUUUGAGCAAAUGUUUGUUUGUUGGAGGUAUAACACAUGUAAUAUACCUUUUUCUCCUCUCUUAGCUCAUUAGGUUCCUAGAACACGUUUAUUUUAUGUCAUAAAUUGGACAAUUAUAACUGUAUUUUAGGGGAAAAUAUAAUUGUAAAGCAUAUUAAAUUAAAUGUGGAAACUAAAUUUAGUUGUCUUUGAUUGUCUGUGGUGAUGUAACUAUCACUUUUCAUCGAUAGGUAUUCAAGAACUUUGUUAUAUUAACACUCUAUCAAACUUUUCAGUGUUUUCUCGCACAAACAACAACAUGCCUAAUCAAGAUGGAAAAAUGGGAGAGGUGGUCCAUUGUGGCAGUAAUGAGGUAGAAUACGACUUAAAUGUUGUUGAAUACCUUUCAACCAAAUCGAUAUUCCUUUAUCUCCCAUUUAAAAAAGGGUUAUUUUAAUUUUUAAAAAUCCUUUUAAAAUUGAACUUAUAAAAUUUUGCUAUAUUCUUAAAGGUGUUAGAGAGAAAUUUUAAUCAUGUAUAAAUAUUAAAAUAAUGAACUACAUGUGUUAAGAAUGCGAAACAAAAUUUGCCAUUUUUUUCACGUACCAAUAUUUGUUGUACUGUAUUUCAUUUCGACGUAAUAAAUAAAACAAGAUCCAUUUUA